Lotus japonicus is the source of this 1718-nucleotide messenger RNA. RefSeq names its product transcription repressor OFP12-like. The transcript has a single exon. Lineage: Eukaryota; Viridiplantae; Streptophyta; Magnoliopsida; Fabales; Fabaceae. The record is from RefSeq and is a predicted model, not a curated record. Gene Ontology annotation, biological process: negative regulation of DNA-templated transcription. The coding region runs from base 107 to 874 and encodes 255 amino acids.
CCCACUUCAGUGUGUAGGCAAAUCACAACCUCCACUAUUAUAUAUACACACACAACAACAACAAUCAAAAUCAACCCCAAGAGCUACCUUCCUUCAUUUCACCACCAUGCCAACCACAAUGCAGGAAUCAGAAUCAGAUGUAACAAGAAAAAGAAGAAGCAACUAUCAUAAUCUCAGACGCCUCAACCUAUGUUUCUCCUCCUCAACUUUCACACAACCCCAAACUCAUCCUAUAACUUCUUCUUCUUCUUCUUCUUCUUCCCUUCCUCAACAACAACAACAUCACAACCGUCCAUCACCAACCACCAAUGCAACCUCAUCAAUCAUGAUCAACAACUUCAACACCACUUUCUACCACCACCACCACCACACCUCCUCCUCUUCCUCCUCCAACCAAAUCGAACCGGAGCCCGAAUCCAAACCAGCCGACUUCGCCACCGCCUUCGCCUCCCAACGCUUCUUCUUCUCCUCCCCCGGCCGCUCCAACUCCAUCAUCGAACGCGCCAACACCAACUCCACCGCCGCCAGCCGCUGUAACAGCAACAAAUCCAGGCAGAUUCUGGACGGGAGCGUGGCGGUGCCAACCUACUCGCCGGACCCUUACGCGGACUUCCUGAGGUCCAUGCAGGAGAUGGUGGAGGCGCGUCCGGAGCUGUUGUUGACGGAGGAGGAGUCCAGCUGGGAAGCGUUGCACGAGCUUCUUCUCUGCUAUCUUGCGCUCAACCAGAAGAGCACUCACAAGUUCAUUCUUCGUGCUUUUUCUGAUCUUCUCGUCACUGUCAUGUCAUUCUCUUCUCCUUCUUCUUCUCCGCCGCCGCCGCCGCCGCCAAAUUUCAAUCUAAGCGGUGGUGGCGGUGGGUGUAAGAAAUCUUAGAUAGGUAUGUAUGUGCAACUUGAUAAAUUGUAGAUGUGGGUGCCAGACUGCUAGUUAAUAAUUGUCUCAUUAAUUACGAGUAAAUUGUUGAUUAAUUAAACAAAUGGCAUGCAAUUCUAAUGGUAAAAUAUGUUCUUACUAUACCCACUAAUUUGGACAAAUUAAAGUGAGUCUUAAUUAAUUUGUUUGUAGGAACUGUCAGUAUCGAGACAAAGUUGCGUAUUAUGAAAUGCCAUAUAGACAAUUGUUUAGGGGAAAAAAAAUGAGCACUUAUAUAGAAUACUAGUAUUUUUACCCGUGCGAUGCACGGGGUUAUUCAUUUUUGUUUAUCGUGUAUAUUUUUUUCUUUCUAAAUUUGUGUUAUUUUUAUGUUUAUUAAAAUAAAAUUUAUUAUGAAUUAAAAGAAUAAAAUUAAUUUUAGACAUCAAACAUAAAUUUGUAUCUUUUCAAGUGAUGAAUGUAUUGUUUUUAUUUUGUAGAAGCAAUAUAAUUUUAUUUUUUAUGGAUUUUGUACUUACUUAUUUUUGUAUGAGCUUUGAUUAAAAAUGUACUCACCACUACGUUGCAUAAUAAGUCUUUGUUUAUGUAAAAUACCACCACUUAAAUACUCUCAAGUUUCUUUCCAAACAAAUUAUGCCCUUAAAAAUUGAUAUGAUAAGAGUAAAGUAGCAAAAAGUCUUCUAAGAUUGUUUGCAGUACUGCAAUUCAAAGCUUCUAUUACUUCAUCAAUGUAAUAUUUAUCAUCGUUUAGUAAACUCAUUAUAUAGCACACGUUCUUGAAUGUGUCAUAUGUAACUUCAUAUACUUUUCUUAUGUCUGCAAAUGAAUGAGCCCUUCUGUAAUA